Peronospora matthiolae is the source of this 1185-nucleotide messenger RNA. NCBI's taxonomy places the organism in Eukaryota, Oomycota, Peronosporomycetes, Peronosporales, Peronosporaceae. The record is from the annotation of a GenBank genome assembly.
AUGGCUGCAAGCACGUACCCUCCUGCCGGCUCCUGCAUGGAGCUCCUACUAGCUGACGACAAGGACGCAGUCUACACCAAUGAGCUCCAGCAAUCUCUCGGUGAGGUGGUGGAGCGCUUCUGCGGGGCGCACGUGCUGUCGCAACUGCUGCCGGAGUUGUCUGCAGUGGCCACGUUGCUGUAUGGCGCCCUGUCCAUCGGCGUGCAGCAGCCACGUCAGACGCUAGGCGAAGAGUUUUGCAGCAUCGUCCGCGUGGCAAAGUCUCGUUCGAAUCACGUCGAGUCGGUGGGGAGUCAGCGCCAUGUACUGUCGCUCGCGUGUACGGUGCUGCCAUCGUACCUGGUCGCGCGGUCGCAGAGCGGCUGGAACAACUUGAGUCAGCUCACGCGCACGCCGCGGGAACGCAUGGAGCAGCAAAUUCGAUGCCGACGAGAAGCGGAAGUGGCAGACACAGUGAAUGGAGGCGGCGUGCGGGGACCGCUGUUGGAACGUAACAUGACGAUUGGGUCGAACGUGCAAAGAUUGCUUCGUCGACUUGACUGGUUCGUGUCGAAACUGAAAGCGAUGCGCGUCUGGCUGGAAAGUGAAGCUGGAGCGGCAUCAUGUGGAUUCAAUUUGGACUGUUUGCAGCAGUGGGGAGCUGAUGCACACCUCGCGGCAUUUUACGUUUUUGCACAGUACUUACACGUGUCGAAGCGGAUUGCCCACGUCCAGUACGUGUUUGUACGCAAAGACGUGAUGCCUGGUCUGAAUCUGUCCGUUCUUGGAUACAUAAUGUCGCUGCGGCUGUUUGCCACGGCAGUUAUUGAGCUCAAGCGGCUGCACGGGCAUUACAGGCAAAAGAUGAAGCAGAGGCAGAAGCAGCAGGCAGAAUCAGCUACCACUGCCUUCGUAUCUGUAACUGUUCAGUUCGCAAGAGUUCCCACGUCAGUUGUGCCAGCAAAAGUGACCUCAAGUUCUUGUCAGCGCCGAAUGGGACACGGGGAUGCCGACAACUCUCGACGACCUCGUCGUAAAUGUGCUCUUUGUCUAAGUGAGCUCGUUUCCCCUGCUGCUACCGUGUGUGGUCACAUAUUUUGUUGGGAUUGCAUUGUGGGCUGGUGCCAGAAGGUUAAAUCGGAAUGUCCUAUGUGCCGCCAAGAAACACAACCUCAACAAAUCAAAUGUGUGUACAAUUAUGCUUGA